Molecule: messenger RNA, 7224 nt
Organism: Lymnaea stagnalis (great pond snail)
Lineage: Eukaryota; Metazoa; Mollusca; Gastropoda; Lymnaeidae
Source: the annotation of a GenBank genome assembly
GGACUGAAACUUUUGUUAAUUUUGCUUGUUAUCUUUUCGUUAAUAUUGUCCGGUGCGUUGAUCUUCAUCAAAGGCUUUUUGCUGUCGAGGACUGCCAUCACAACAGCAAGUGAUUGUGAAGCUGACUUUGCUCUUAGGGCAGACGACCACCAUUCUAAUCAUGGAGUUGAAGGUUGUUGGAUGCAUGGCAGAUUCAAAAGAGCAAUUAUUAUCAUCAUUGAUGCAUUAAAAUAUGAGUUUAUUGAUUACAAUGUCAGUCUUCAGUCAAUGAUCAAUGAAAAGAUACCGCCUUAUAAAAAUAAACUAACCACUUUGAAUCAUUUGAGAAAACAAAAACCAAUGCAUACAAGGCAAUAUAAAUUUAUUGCGGAUCCACCAACAACUACAAUGCAAAGGCUUAAAGGCUUGACAACUGGAAGCUUGCCAACCUUUGUUGAUGCUGGUGCAAAUUUUCAGAGUUAUGAAAUAAUGGAGGACAGCUUUAUUGACCACCUAAUAAAACAAAAGAAGAAAAUAAAAUUCUUUGGUGAUGAUACCUGGCUAAGUUUGUUUCCAAAAAGAUUUUAUAAAUCCUUUGAAUUCCCUUCAUUUAAUGUUAAAGAUCUUCAUUCUCUUGAUAAUGAAAUAUUAAAACAUAUAUAUUCUGAACUACAAGUGUCUGAUUGGGAUGUUAUCAUAGCUCACUUUAUUGGAGUUGACCAUUGUGGCCAUAUCUAUGGUCCAAAUCAUCCUGCAAUGAGAGAAAAACUAACACAGAUGGAUAGUGUUAUAAGGUGAUAUUCUUACAAAUUAUUAAAAUUUUAUAACCCAUAAUUUUUUAAGUUCUCCAAUUCAUUGUAUCAAUUUAAAAAAUUAUUUUUAAAAUUACAACAAACUCUAUCUAUUUAACUAGGAAUAACUUUACUAAACUGUCUAAACUUAUGGUCUUAAAAAUGCACUGUUGAAAUUGAAAUACAUUAUUGAUAGCUUAAACUUUCUUUUAUGGGCUUUUACUAUAGGCUAUUGUUUAAAUUUGUAUUUUGUUUUCAUUCUAGAAAUGUUACAAAUAUUAUGAGGGAUGACACAAUACUGUUUAUAAUGGGAGACCAUGGAAUGACAAAAACAGGGGAUCAUGGUGGAGAUAGUGCAGAUGAGAUUGAAGCUGGUCUGUUUAUUUACAGUCCUGCACAGAUCGCAUCCAGAAAGCAAGAUGAGGUAUCUGUUUAUAUUACACUGAAAGACAACAGUACAAAUAGUGCUUUAAGGCACUGAUUAUAUAUUUAUUUCAACUUAAGUGGCACCAUAAAGUGUAGAUAAAAAAAGAACAUUUAUAUAUUACAAUCAUUCAGUUUUAUUUCUGUUGUAAUCACAAUUUUUUUUUUAAACAUACAUACAUUUGUAUCCUUGAAACAACUAUUUUUGCAGUUCCCUAAUAUUUAUUAUUAUUAUAGAUCAGGGAUCCUCAAACUAUUUUAUUAAGGGGCUGGUUCACUGUCCCCCCAAAAGCUGUUGGACUGGUAUGAAUGAAUUCCUAUGCACACUACACAUAUCUUAAUAAUAAUGCAAAGAGCCAACAGACAAAAAAAAAACCAAUACAAUCUUUAAAAUAAACAUUUUUAAUCAACAUCAACUUAUUACUCUUUCAUUGGAAGUUUGGUUCAGCUUUUGGCUAAACAAUUGGUCAGUGUCCAGUUCCAUAUUUGUCACUGCUACCAAGGUACAUACACCGACCAUGCAGACUAGGUUAAGGACCCCUGGGAGACUGGAUUUAGCCUGUGGGCUGUAGUUUGAGGACCCCUGUAAUGAUGAAAAUAAUAACUUAAUAUUUAUUUAAUAAAUCAUGUAUUUAGUAAGCUGGAAAGUGCAAAAAGUUGUACACUGCUAUGCACUACUGUUUCUUAAAUUUUAAUUUGAUUAAAUCUUUAUUUUAUUGCAGACAGAAGAUAGCAUAGUUAUGCAAAUGGAUUUCGUCCCUACCCUGUCUCUCCUUUUAGGGCUUCCAAUACCAUUCUCAAACUUAGGAAUGGUUAUACCUGAGCUAUUUAGUUACUGCCCAUGGUGGAACACUGCAUCAAAUGAAUUGAGACAAGUGUAUCACAAGAUUAAGGUUGGAAUAAUUUUUGUCUAUUUUGUUAAAAGCAUAAAUAAAGUCAUAGUUGAAAGUUACAUCUUAAGUAAGCAAUAAUUAUUCAAUAAAAUAAAUGUCUUAAUAUUUAAAGUGUAUUUUUCAAGUUAUUUAUUUGUUCAUUUCCAGGCGCUUAGGCUUAAUGCACAUCAAAUAAACCUGUACCUCACUACAUAUCAACAAAUUGCAUCAGAUCUGCCAGCAAGCAAGCUUAGAACAUUACAACAGCAAGUCACCAGAGCAGAAAGUGAAGUUCAAGGUUUGAUAACAACGAUGAUCUCGCAAGGGCCCACAAAUGAUGCCCUCCAAAAGCUUCAGUCAUUAGAGAAAUUGUACAAGAAGUACAUUAGAGAGGCAAGGGAGAUGUGUGAAAACGUAUGGGCUAAAUUUGACCUUAAGAUGAUCGUGGCUGGGAUUCUUACAGUCGUGCUUGGAGCAGUACAGGGAUUGUACUUUUUAGUGGUUUGGAAUAAUGAUGAAGAACGUCUGCCGGCAUCAGCAAAAUUUUUACUUGCAGGCUCCUUGUUACACAUGCUGUAUCUUGUUGUGCAUAUUUCACUGUUCUCUGAUGCAGUGCCUCUUAUGGCGUACACAUUGGCUGUAGUACUUAUGCUUUUAAAUGUUGCUGUGAUGAAAGAUAACUUGAUCAAAACUGGUUCUCUAGCAGAAUUCGUUACAUUGGAGAAUGUAGCAUCAACUGUUUUGUUGGCAUCUUAUUGCUGUUUUUAUUUCUCAAACAGUUUUAUUGUUUUUGAGAAUGCGGUCUCACUAUUUUUAGUUCAGACACUUGUGUGUAUUUUUAGUUUUCGAAUUGUGCUUAAAAACUUUUCAGGAGAAAGAAAAGAAAAUGUAAAAACUGAUUUUAUGAGAUAUUCUAAAAAGUCAAAGUCUAAUUUUGAACUUAUUCAAGUGAUAAAACAUCCAACUACUUUAGUGCUUGUUUCAACUUUACUUUGCUGCAUAGUUCUGAGAAUUACUUCAAAUUUCUUUGUGUGCAGAGAGGAGCAGGGCUCCUGUGAAAACCCAUUUCUCACAUUUCCACUAGCCUCGAUGGAAGGGGCUAGUAAAAAUCAAAGAUAUAUUUUGAGCGUCUUUAGCCUGGCAUCACUGGUCUAUGCAUUUAGACACUGGCUGAAGUACUUUGGGAAUCUGAAUGGCACCAGUCCAGCUGUGGUUUGCUUGUCAUUUGCACCUCCGGUGGCUGGCAUGUUCAUAUGUUUUCACUGGGCUCUACAAGGUCUUCCGGAAUUUGCCAGCGAAUCAUUUUCAGCCUGGCAGCUGGCACUUAUGGCUCAAGCUGUGUACAUUAUUCUGAUAGCUUCCAUGCUCACACUGAUGUUGUUUCCACUUCUUGUUUACAUGCUGCCAGCUAAAUUAGGUUCAACUCUUCGUCUCCCCAAUCAAGGUUUGUAUUACAUGUAUUUCAGGAUGUGAUGAGCAUUUUAUUGAUAUCUAUUUUACAUGAUUGAUUUUUCAACAACAGCAAAAAAAUAAUAAUAAUAAUUAGAAUAAUUUUUUGUAAUGACAAAACAUUAAUGAUUCAAGCAACUAGGCUAGCUUAGAUGAACUAUUCUGCAAUUAAAAAAAAAUAAUUUGUAAAAAAUGUGUCUCUUUUUUUGUUGUAAAUAAAUCUUAAAUAGAUUUUCUGUUGAUUUAGUUAAUAUUAAGCUGUGUACAUCUAUUUCUUUAGCUGACUUCCAGCAAAUCAUUCCCACUCUCUACAAUCAACUUAAAGUUCGUCUCACUGAAUCUCAAGGUGGGGAUGAGGAAAAACCACCUGUAGUCUACGGACUUGGUUCAGCAUAUUCUGCAAGUGUUGUGGCCAUGUUAUCCAUUGUAAGCCUAUUGCUGGCUCUGCUGUUGAAUGAUGGCAUUGCCCCAAGCCUGCUUUUGGCCUCGAUUGCCUUAUACUUGUGUUUGGAGCUGUAUUCUUCCGCCACUGCUUCAGAGGAAUUAAGAAAAGGUAACUCCUGGAGUAAUUUUUGUAUAAUCAUAUUUAAGUCUCUAAGUGCAACUUCCUAAUCAUUUGAUGUAAGUUCUUCCAAAGCCUCAGUGCUGAAAAAUAAAAUAAUAGUGAAAUUUAAAAAAAAAUUAAUUUCAGGUGUUACUCGGGUCAAUCAAAUCAUUCAAAGAGUAGAAAGAGUGAUUUAUGACUUUUAACACCCCUAAAUUUCUCCAACCCCUACUUGCCAAAUCUCCAACCCACACACUCUCCCCAUACCUCUUAUGCUCUCCUCAAUUGACCAUACCCUCUUUCAAUUUAUCACCCACUCUCCAAUUAACCUUACAUUCUUCCCCAACUACUUCUUGUAUUGUCUUAUUUACUCACCUACAUCUCUUCAUUAUUGCUGUGCACCAAAAGAACCACAAAAAACAAUUGAAAAUAAGUUGUAAACUUUUAAAAAUUAGACUUGAUAAAGAACAGUUUUCAAUAUUUAAUACUUUAAAUACACAGCAUGCAAAAUAUUGCUUUAUAGUUUCAAAAGAUAAAAAUUUUAUGCGCUUUUAUGCCGACUUGAUGUACUUCUGGGCCAUGUUUUCUUGUAAAUAUAUAAUUUUUAGGCACAUGGCUUGUAUCUAUAUUCAACACUUUGUUUGGAUAAAGCUAAAAGAUUACAUAUUUUAUAGAUAUAAAGUCAAUAAAAAAUAUUUUAAGAUGCACCUCGCUAGUUGCAUGGUGCUCCUCAUCUGCAAUGUGGCUGACUCUUGAUUGUUUUACGGGUGUAAUGUUCUUGAUGAACCAUGUUUGGGAAAUUCUGCUAUUGAAAAUCUACAAUGUAAAGAAAAUGUCUACCAUUUUAUGAAAUGUGUGCACAACAGUGAAUAUAGAUAUAAGUAGAAAAAAGUGUAUUCAUUUCAACAGGACCUUAUCAAGACCAGAAUUUUUAAGCCUAACAAAAUAAAAGUCUAAAAGUUACAUUUAAAUAGUGAGAACUUUUCAGCAGAAAAAAAAUAGACUUGUUUAUUGAGUACCGGUAAUGAUCAUUAUGACUCAGUUAUUGAGUUCACCUUUCUAUAUUGAUUGACUGCAACUAAAGCAAAUCAGAUUUACUUUUUGGCUAUGGUGCAGUCGCAUGUCAAUACAGGAGAGACUUAUUAACAGUCAAAUUUAAAGUCAUGAAAGUCAUUUUAUUCAUAAUUAGAGUACCGUCUUGAAUAAAUCCUUAUUUUAACAGGAGCCCACAUAGCAAGUCCUUGCUGGGCUGGCAUGAUUUUGCUGAGUCUUCUCUCUACUCUGUUCUUCUAUGGGACUGGUCAUCAGGCAACAAUACCCAGCAUCAGAUUUGAAGCAGCUUACACUGGAUUUUAUGGAGAUUUCAACAACUUUAUUCUACCAGGUAGGAGAUUCCCAUUGCCAAAAUAAUAGAAGUCAGUUUGUGGGUUAUAUAAUUUAUUAUAGAAAACAUUUUUACUAUUUUUCUGAGCUCUAACUGCCUCUAACAAUAUAUUUCUCAUUAGAAAAGUCAUAUGUGAACAUUGUGCAUGUAGUUUUUGUAUGUAUCCUAGUUCUGCCAUAAAAAUAUUUUUUACAAUUAAAUCACAAUACUAUCAAUUAGUUUAUAGAUGUUAAAUGAUAAUCAGAUUUCUCUUUAUGCGUUUUGAAAACGAACGAUAAUGGUUUUUAUUUGCAUCAAAAAUUUAAAAUAACAAGAAUCACAGCUUUUGUUGUGAAAUGUGGUAAUUGGCAUAUUUAUGUAUUGGGUGCAUUACGUUGUUAUUUCUAUGAAAAAAUAUGUUCUUUAAUAUCCUUUGACUGUUGCUUUUAAGGUCUUAUGAAUAACUGUAAAGUAACUUGUAUAGCUAAUAACUUGUAUAGCUAAGAGGUUAUUUAUUUGUAGGUCAAUAACAAAGCAGUUAAAAAUCUAAGUAUUGAUAUGACAAAAACAUUUCCCGUGUAAUUGUAAGGAACAUUGCUUCUGCUUUCAGGUUUUUUAAUUUGGCUGAACACAUUUGCUGGGCCUAUUUUCUUCAAUCUGGCCAGUCCACUUCUUGUCUUCUGGCCUUUAUUAUCAAGCGCUCUUGUUGGUAUGAUGGUCAGAAAGACACCAGAACAAGCACAGAGAAAAGCAACUUGGCAGGGUGAUUUUAAAUUAUUCAAUAAUGGAAUCCAUUUGAGGAAGAGCAUGUUCAAAUUAUGCUGUGGAAUUAUUGUCAUUGCGUCAUUAAAGGUAAUUGAACACUACUAGGUGGCAUCUGAUAGUUCUGAGACUGUAUUUGAUGUGAUUGUGUGGUUCAUCCAAUACUAUUUAUUUGCUGUGAGUGUACCGUUCAUCCAAUACUAUUUAUUUCCUGUGGUGGUAUGAUUCAACUAAUUCCAUUGUGACACUUCCAAGUUCCCUGAAUCAUUUGACCAAGAUGCAUGGCUCUGUAAACAGGCGGCAUUGAGCUGUUUCAUGUGUUAUAAAGCCUUGAUGUUUGUUUUAGCUAUAUUUACUUAACCAUUUCCACCUCUGUGUUUUAUCUAAUAUUUAGCAAAACUCUAAAGCGAAUAUUUAAUAAUUAACAUUAAGCACGAAAUCUUAGAAAUUUAUUGAAUCAAGGUAAACUUUUAUAAUUUAUAUUUUUCAGUUUUUAUCUGCGGCUACAGCUGCCGCUCUUCAUCGGAGACAUCUGAUGGUGUGGAAAAUCUUUGCCCCCCGAAUGGUGUAUGAAGGGGCCAUGUUUCUCACUGUGUCGGUCUGUGCGUUUAUGGCAUUUUUGUUUGUUUUAAGGGUGGACAAUGUCCUGUCAAAAUUUGUCAAAAAUAUCGCAACAAAGAAAGGGAACUGAAGAAGUUCAAACCCUAAUCCCAGGCAGCAAAAUUGUUGAUCUAUUUACAAAACAUUGAUUAUUUUUGUUUGUCAGAAAUUAUUUUGAGAAAUUGACACGAAAUGCAAGAAAGGUUAAGGUUGUUAGUUUGGAGUCAAAAUAACACAAUGUUCUCAGUUUGCAGAACACAACUUAAAACUGAGGAAACAAGAGACUUAUGACCUCAUUUCUUGGUUUAUUUUAUCAGAAUAGAAAAACUCAUUCAUUAUAACAUAAUCACAAGAGCAAAGUUUAAUGAAGAGAACAACGUAGUAUGUGCAGUGAAGCCCAACACUUCGUGGUGAAUGUUCAACAAAAUUACAUCCUACAUG